GCUGUUCUGGGGCCAGCCCCAAGCACUUGAGGUCGGCACCUCACGAGCUCGUAACCAGGAGUGGCCAGCUGCAGCGGACACCGUGACGAUCAAGAACAUCCCUUGUCGUUGCCGUGCUCAGGAAAUCUUGUCCGCGGUGAAGUUGUUGGGAUUUGAGGAGAAGGACCUGGUCUACUUGCAUCUUCCUGUGAAGCAGGGACGGUCUGCCUGCAAUCUCGGCUAUUGCUUCCUCAGCUUUCAAAGCCCGGAGCUCGCGAGAGAUUUCUUU
Molecule: messenger RNA, 268 nt
Organism: Symbiodinium necroappetens
Lineage: Eukaryota; Dinophyceae; Suessiales; Symbiodiniaceae
Source: the annotation of a GenBank genome assembly